AUGUUAUCAUCUUUAACUAACAUCCUGCCAUUUGACAUAAACAACGCCACCGACAACACCUUAUGUUCAACUAUUCUCAGGGUUUUACGAGUGCAGAAACGAAAAACAUCGCGUCGCUCCUGUCCGGAUGGGCUACAUUUUGACAUCGGAAAUCAUCCAUACGGAUGUGAAGAGCCUGAAUAUGCCACAUGUGCUCGUUGCCCGGAGUCCAGUCACUGGACCAGUUGUAACGGAAAUUGUCGCCCUACCUGUGAUGAUCCGAAUCCAGUUUGUCCCAAGAUCUGCCGCCCAGGAUGUAAAUGUAAUCAAGGCUACGUGUGGUAUGGCGAGAAAUGCAUCGCGGAACACGCGUGUCGUUACAAACCAAGUGGUGGGCAAGGAGCAUGCCCAGAAAACUCUCACUGGAACACGUGUGGUGACCUCUGUGUUGGUACCUGUGAUAACCCGAGGCCACCCUGCCCGAGGAUCUGCGCUGAGCCAGCCUGCGCCUGUAAUGAUGGCUACGUCUCGCACAACGGCAAGUGUAUCCCAGAAAGCCAGUGCCCAAAGCAACUUGGGCGUGAGAGUGUUCCCGAGUGCAAGUAUGGCGCCUACUACAACUCAGCGACAGGGCAGUGUGUGUGUGACCAGGCUUGUGAUCGUAAACUCCAUCGGGUCUGCGGCUCAGACGGACAAAUAUACAAUAACCCAUGCCUCCUGGAGGUGGCCGCGUGUGUGAAUCAACAGGACAUCCGCAUCAUUGGCGAACCACCUUGCCCCUCUUCAGGACAAGUCUAGAGGGAAAAGUAACAAGAGCAGACACAGAUGCAUCGUCCACUACCACUGAACGCGACUCUCAUCAGCUGGGCAUAAUUUUCAUCAGCAUCUGUAUGUUCAUAGGCUUUGUCAUUAUCUUAAUCAACAUCUGUAUGUUUAUACAACUGAAUAGGUAUAGGUUUUUAUGAUUAGAUGGUGA
Messenger RNA from Branchiostoma belcheri (Belcher's lancelet), 955 nucleotides. RefSeq names its product zonadhesin-like. Lineage: Eukaryota; Metazoa; Chordata; Leptocardii; Amphioxiformes; Branchiostomatidae. The transcript has 6 exons. Bases 1 to 777 code for a protein of 258 amino acids. The record is from RefSeq and is a predicted model, not a curated record. Gene Ontology annotation, molecular function: protein binding.